Molecule: messenger RNA, 911 nt
Organism: Anoplopoma fimbria (sablefish)
Lineage: Eukaryota; Metazoa; Chordata; Actinopteri; Perciformes; Anoplopomatidae
Product: low affinity immunoglobulin gamma Fc region receptor II-a-like
Exons: 8
Coding region: 16-882 (288 amino acids)
Biological process (GO): cell surface receptor signaling pathway
Molecular function (GO): transmembrane signaling receptor activity
Source: RefSeq, a predicted model, not a curated record
GCUGAAUGGAGGGUGAUGAGGACACUCCGGGAAAUCACUCCGAGAAGCAUUUCUAACUGGGCGCCAUCAGCAGGAUCUGGCACCAUUAACCCUGCCUUCUCAUCAGACAGUGGAGCGUACUGGUGUGAAGAUGGAGACGGACUGAGAAGCAGUGCUCUCAACAUCUCUGUCACUGCUGGUUCUGUGAUCCUGGAGAGUCCUGUUCUGCCGGUGAAGGAGGGAGUCGAUGUGACAAUGUACUGCAAAAAGAAUAAAAGUCCUGGUGACCUCAUAGCUGAUUUCUAUAAAGAUGGCGUCCGCAUCAGGACCAGCUAUAAAGGAAACUUGAUCAUCUACAACGUUUCCACAUCAGAUGAAGGACUCUACAAGUGUCACAACUCUGGAUCUGGAGAAUCAGCAGAGAGCCUGCUGUCUGUUAGAGAACGUCAUGAAGAAGAGACUCCUUCUCCUCCUCCACCUAAGUUCCCCACCGUGCUGUGGAUCGUUGUCCCUGUUUUGCUGGUGGCCCUGCUGCUUUUUGUGUUUGUUUGUGGAGUACUACACUGCAAAAAACACAAAGUAUCAAGAGGUGAAAGUUUAGUUGAUCCAAACAAUGCAACAUAUGCUGUUGUCAAAAAACCAAGAAGGGGAACAGUCUUGGGUGGUGAUGAUGUGGUUGAUUCACACCAAGCGACAUAUGCUGAUAUCCAAAAACCGAGGAAGGAGAAAGUCACAGGCGGUGGUGAUUUGGUGGAUCCUCAUCAUGUGACAUAUGCGAUGGUGAAAAGGAAGGAGAAAGAACCCAAAAUUUCUAAAGCAUCUACCAAGCCACGUCUACCAGAAGAGAGCACUGUCUAUUCUGCAAUAAACAUUGCUGUUGGGAGAGCAGACACACCUGACUGAAGGAAAGAGGAAGUUCACACGCAGCGAUG